Molecule: messenger RNA, 2550 nt
Organism: Anopheles bellator
Lineage: Eukaryota; Metazoa; Arthropoda; Insecta; Diptera; Culicidae
Gene: pum
Product: maternal protein pumilio
Exons: 6
Coding region: 1-2550 (849 amino acids)
Biological process (GO): post-transcriptional regulation of gene expression
Cellular component (GO): nucleus; cytoplasm
Molecular function (GO): mRNA 3'-UTR binding
Source: RefSeq, a predicted model, not a curated record
AUGGGGACAUCAUUGCUGGGCGGACCGUACGCCCAAGGGGCGCCGGCCCUGAAGAUGAUGCAGAAGCGCUACGUCGGGUUGCACCAGUGGCUCAGUCCGAUCUGCGCCAACAAGGACCUGAAGGAGCAUCUACAUUUACAGCAACUAUUCCGCUCGAACCCCGGACUGACGGGACCCAACUCGGCCGUCCCUGGUGCCCCGAAUGGUCAGCCACUGCCCCAGUCGGCCUUGUCGCUGUCGGCGGCCCAGCAGCAGCAGUUCCUGCAGCAUAAUGCUGCGUACGCCGCCCAGCAGGCGGCACCGUACGUCAUCAACCCGGGCCAGGACCCGUCACAGUACAUGGGGGCGCUAAUUGCGGCCGGCGUGCCACAGUACUAUGGUGUGGCGGCCGCCCCGUGGGGCGUCUACCCGGCCAACCUGGCCAUCCCGCAGCAGCAGUCCCAGCCCCGCCGGCCCCUCACCCCCUCGCAGCAGGGUGCCGAGAAUCAGCCCUAUCAGGUGAUAUCGGCCUAUUACGACCAGAGUGGCUCGCUGGUGAUGGGACCGCGGACGGGCACUCCGAUGCGAUUGGUCAGCCCGGCCCCGCCCGUCCUCGUGCCGCCGGGCGCCGGUGGACCGCGGGCCCCACAGGCUCCGCCGCUCUAUCCGCCGCAACCACAGACCGCUCAGCAGAACGUCUACUCGGCCCAGAACGGAUCCACCGUCGGAGGACUCGGUGCCUUGAACACAUCAUCCAUGACGACCCGUCGGGACUCGUUUGAUCGCAACACAUCGGCCUUCAGUCCGUCGUUGGACUACACCUCCGCCGCGUCAUCCACAGCGAUGGCGACGAAUGCGGCUGCAGUCGCUGCCGCUGCCGCGGCCCGCAAGUGGCCCGUCGGCGCUGGUACCUACAGUGGCCUUGGAACGGUGGCCGCAGCCUCGGCCAGCCCGCUCGGACCAUCGCUAACUCCGCCGCCCGUGUCCGGACUGGGUGCGCUCGUGACGAGCCGUGCGCCCGGGGCCGAAACCAAGUUCCGCCAGGUGAAUCCCGGGUUGGUGCCCGGCAUAUCGACGGCCAACGCCAUGUUCGGGUCAAGCAACUGCUCGGCUCAGGCGCUGUUCUCGCGGAUAUCCAGUGCCGUCGGUCGACCAACGGCGGCACCAGCAGCGGCAGCGGUCGUGCCUGGUGCUGCUGCACCCGGCCUGGAUAGGCCUCCGGGUCGAUCGCGCCUGCUGGAAGACUUCCGCAACCAGCGCUUCCCGAACCUGCAGUUGCGCGAUCUGACCAACCACAUCGUCGAGUUCUCGCAGGAUCAACACGGGUCGCGCUUCAUCCAGCAGAAGCUGGAGCGUGCGACCGGCUCGGAGAAGCAGCUCGUGUUCAGCGAAAUCCUGGGCGCAGCGUACAACCUGAUGACGGACGUGUUCGGGAACUACGUGAUCCAGAAGUUCUUCGAGUUCGGGUCCCCGGAGCAGAAGCAAGCGCUGGCACAGCAGGUGAAGGGUCACGUGCUUCCGCUGGCACUCCAGAUGUACGGCUGCCGUGUGAUACAGAAGGCCCUGGAAAGCAUUCCGGCCGAGCAGCAGCAGGAGAUCGUGCGCGAACUGGACGGACACGUGCUGAAGUGCGUGAAGGACCAAAACGGGAACCACGUCGUGCAGAAGUGCAUCGAGUGCGUCGAUCCGUCGGCCCUGCAGUUCAUUAUCGAUGCGUUCCGUAACCAGGUGUACUCGCUGAGUACGCACCCGUACGGCUGCCGCGUGAUCCAGCGAAUACUGGAGCAUUGCACCCCGGAGCAGACGGCUCCGAUACUGGCCGAACUGCACGCCAACACCGAGCAGCUGAUCCAGGACCAGUACGGGAACUACGUCAUCCAGCACGUACUCGAACACGGCAAACCGGAGGACAAAUCGGCGCUGAUUGCAAGCGUUCGUGGGAAGGUGUUGAUACUGUCGCAGCACAAGUUCGCGUCGAAUGUCGUCGAAAAGUGCGUCACUCACGCUACCCGCGGAGAGAGAGCGCUGUUGAUCGAGGAAGUCUGUUCGUUUAAUGACGCUGGCCUGCACGUGAUGAUGAAGGAUCAGUACGCAAACUACGUGGUGCAGAAGAUGAUCGACGUCUCGGAGCCCACCCAACGCAAGGUGCUGCUGCACAAGAUUCGACCGCACAUGAACUCACUGAAGAAGUAUACGUACGGCAAGCACAUCAUCGCGAAAUUGGAUAAAUUUUCGCUCAAAACCCCGAGCUCCAUCGGCGGAGGUGGUGGUUCGGCCGGCACUGGUGGCGCGACCGCAAACCCCAACUCCACAGCUGGGGCUGGCGCUUCCGGUUCCGCAAGUAAUGGAGGAAGCGUCGCGGGUGUAGAAACGGGCGUCACCAACGGUCCUUCGAACGGGGGAACUAACGUUGCGAAUGGUAACGCUGGCGCAGGAGUAAGCGGCAGCGAAGUGGCGGGCGACUCUGGCACCUCGAAUGGCGGAGUCACAGCGAACGGCAGUGGAAACAGCAACGGAACCGGUACCUCGGCACUGCGUCCAAUCGGACCACCGACGAACGGCGUAAUGUAA